GCCUGGCUGCGCCGUCAUCCCGGCUAUAAGCGCGCAACCUCGGUGCUCAGCUCCCACCGCGCUGCCGUCGCCGCCACCGCCGCUAUGCAGCCCCCCAGCCUCCUCUUGCUGGUCCUUGGCCUGCUGGCCGCGCCCGCCGACGCGCUUAUCAGAAUUCCUCUGUAUAAGUUCAAGUCCAUCCGCCGGACCAUGUCAGAGGCGGCAGGCCCCGUGGAAGAACUGAUCGCCAAGGGCCCUCCCUCCAAGUACUUGAUGCCUACUGAGACCAAGGGACCAGUCCCUGAGAUGCUCAGGAACUACAUGGAUGCCCAGUAUUAUGGGGAGAUUGGCAUUGGAACCCCGCCUCAGUGCUUCACGGUCGUCUUUGACACUGGCUCCGCCAACCUGUGGGUCCCUUCGUCUAAGUGCAAAAUGCUGGACAUCGCCUGCUGGCUCCACAACAGGUACCACAGCGACAGGUCUACCACCUAUGUGAAGAAUGGCACUGCCUUCGACAUCCACUAUGGCUCAGGCAGCCUGUCCGGGUACCUGAGCCAGGAUACUGUGUUGAUGCCCUGCAAAUCAGUUUCAGUCAAUGUCAAAGUGGAAAAACAGGUCUUUGGGGAGGCCACCAAGCAGCCAGGGAUCACCUUCAUCGCCGCCAAGUUUGACGGCAUCCUGGGCAUGGCCUACCCCCGCAUCUCUGUUGAUAAUGUGCUGCCCUUUUUUGACAACCUGAUGGAGCAGAAGCUAGUGGAAAAGAACAUCUUCUCUUUCUACCUGAAUAGAGACCCAAAUGCACAGCCCGGGGGUGAGCUGAUGCUGGGGGGCGUGGACUCCAAGUACUACACGGGCUCCCUGUCCUACCUGAACGUCACCCGCAAGGCUUACUGGGAGGUCCAUAUGGAGCAGGUGGAGGUGGCCAGCGGACUGACUCUAUGCAAGGGGGGCUGUGAGGCCAUCGUGGACACUGGCACCUCUCUCAUGGUGGGACCCGUGGAUGAGGUGCGUGAGCUGCAGAAAGCCAUUGGGGCCAUACCGCUGAUCCAGGGUGAGUACAUGAUUCCCUGUGAGAAGGUGUCCAGCCUGCCCUCGGUCACCCUGAAGCUAGCAGGCAAAGACUACACGCUGUCCGGGGAGGACUACACACUCAAGGUGUCCCAAGGUGGGAAGACCAUAUGCCUGAGUGGCUUCAUGGGCAUGGACAUCCCCAAGCCCGUUGGGCCACUCUGGAUCAUUGGUGACGUCUUCAUUGGCUGCUUCUACACCGUGUUCGACCGAGAGAAGGAUAGAGUGGGCUUUGCUAAGGCCGCCAGGCUCUAGCUCCCUGGCCUGCCCACCUGUCCACUGGCAGAAAAAGGAGCAAGUCCAGUGACAGGAGGUGGCGGUCCCAGCCCUCCCUGCCCAUCCCCACACACAACUCGCACACUCACCUGCCCAUUGCCCCAGGCUCUGGGAGCCUACGUCCCAAGUGGGGCUCAUCGUUUUAGUUUGGUUUCGCUCCCUGGAUUCAGAACCGUCUGUCUAGUGGAGAGUGGAGGGGUACUCCAUGAGCUUGUGCCCCGCAAGCCCAUCCAGUGGAGAAUCUUCUCCCUUAGCCCAGCCAGUGCCCACCCCAUCCCAAGUUGUCCUCACAAAGUCCACGUGGAUCCUCCUCAGAAAUAAGGUCUGCCUGAGGACCCCCACCCAGCUGGCCCCAGAGCUGGGCUCUGUGGACCAAAGCGUCCGUUUAUACUGGGCCUGUUGAGGAAGGGGCUGGCUGAGGCCUGGGGGUGAGCAGGAAGGCUCUGGAAGGGAGCGGGACGGAAGUCAGCCUUCUGGUGCCUGCCGGUCAUCCUGGGGCUGACCGCAUUCAUGUUGGGGUAUGGCUCUGGGGCUGACUGGUGGUCUCUGUAACUGGCCUCUGCUGCAGGUGGCCGAGAGCCAGCUUUGACAGGGAAAUACAGCUGUGUAAGCCUCUC
Molecule: messenger RNA, 1940 nt
Organism: Otolemur garnettii (small-eared galago)
Lineage: Eukaryota; Metazoa; Chordata; Mammalia; Primates; Galagidae
Gene: CTSD
Product: cathepsin D
Exons: 9
Coding region: 85-1302 (405 amino acids)
Biological process (GO): proteolysis
Cellular component (GO): lysosome
Molecular function (GO): aspartic-type endopeptidase activity
Source: RefSeq, a predicted model, not a curated record